AUGGCUCAUGAGUGUCCUGGAGACAGUGAGGGCACGCAGCGCCGCCGUGUUGAGGAUCUCCCAUGGUGGCGCUACAACCGCGCCUUGGCGCUUUGGUAUUGUGAGUGGCUCGAUACCUACUACGACAGUGGGGAUGGCGCUUUCUUCUGGCGUGACGAGCUGACGCAGGCCUUCGAGAGCGCGGACAUGGCAGAGGUGAAGGAGGCAGCGGAAAGGAUGCGACUGGAACUGCCCCGUGAAGGGCCAGACACUGGCGAGCCGGAGGAGGCUGAGGAGGCGGAUGGCGUUGCGGAUGGGGUCGUGACUGAGCCCGGAUCCACCCAAGCUGCUGGGCCCAGGCCUCCAGCGCGGGAGGUUCUUUCUCCUGAGACCGGGGAGGAUGGCGACUGGCAUGUCGCUGCCUUGACGAACCUGUCAGAGGAGGAGGAGCUUUGGACGGAUGCGGGUCAAGGCAACUUUACACAUUGGGCAGCGGAGGUGGGUCGCAUGUUUCUGUGGUCGGAGCAGACCGGUGUGCUUUAC
Molecule: messenger RNA, 522 nt
Organism: Symbiodinium natans
Lineage: Eukaryota; Dinophyceae; Suessiales; Symbiodiniaceae
Source: the annotation of a GenBank genome assembly